Letharia columbiana is the source of this 2007-nucleotide messenger RNA. RefSeq lists its product as uncharacterized. Lineage: Eukaryota; Fungi; Ascomycota; Lecanoromycetes; Lecanorales; Parmeliaceae. The transcript is spliced from 2 exons. The coding region runs from base 1 to 2007 and encodes 668 amino acids. The record is from RefSeq and is a predicted model, not a curated record.
AUGCAGAAGGGUGCUGCAGCAUCAUUAGUCAGAAGCCCAGCCCUACUUUCUCUCUACGCCAAUCAGCCUCAUUCAUUUGAGGACCCCAAUCUUAUCUAUUCUGACCCCUCGGACGUGCAGCCACACACAUUGCCGACCCCAAAGCAACAAGCAGCCCUCGACGAGCUUCUAUCCUUCGACAACGAGAAGAUCCUUGCCUGGCUUACACUUCUGCGGUCCAUUGAGCCGGGUUUCCGGUACCAGGCAGGUCGAGGGUGCCUCUCUAAUCAGCAGCUUGAGGCACUCUCCACAUUGAGAGACUGCGGCGACAGCGACAUCUUAGCAUGGCUCACUCUCAGUUUUCGCACCAGUGAUUUCAACGGGCAGCGCACGUUGAGCAACACCAUCUCCACUUUCAGAUCCCCCGUUGUGCCUACAUCACGCCAUCUACGACAGCCCUCGACAAAUCCUAGCCUAAGAUCUUCGACCAGCUCUUUCGCCCCCUCUGCUGUCUUCAGUAGUAAUUCGGACUAUUGUACCCCAAGGAGCUCUGGUGGCUCCUUAGGCUAUGGCAUCCCUUUGCCUGAGCUUCCCGAGGGGAUUGCCUGCGAUGAUGAGUCCAAUCAUGCACAUUGGUGUACUUACAGGGAACAUUCCAGACCGAUAAACAAAUGUGAAGGCUGGAAAAGGCAUGAAAGAGAACAUGAAACAGGUUAUCUGUGCAUGCCACAUGGACCGGUGGAGCCUACUCGGAAUGGCCUGAUAUGUGCACUUUGUGGUAAAGCAGAUCCCGACGCGGAUCAUCUGGCAUGGCACAACAUCUCAAGUUGCUUCGGCAAAUUCGGGGUUCCCCUCAAAAAAUCAAGAAGGAGCGACAUGGUCAGACAUCUGGCGCUACAUCGUGUUCACAGUAAAGUUGGCGAAGCACUUACUGACCGAUGGCGAUAUGAUUCCAAAAAGAAAUACUUCUCCUGUGGACUUUGUAUUAUGAUCUUCAUCUCGAUCACGGAUCGAUUGAAUCAUAUCGACAACGAGCAUUGGAGACACGGUCAGAACAUGGGCGCGUGGGAAUUGAGCAACUCGAUUAGGGGACUAUUGCUUGAGCCCGAAGUGCAGGCCGCCUGGCGUGCUCUUUUGAGAUCGCAUCCUCUUUUGGUAGCAUCCAAUCUUCGGUGGGAAAUGCCAUUGGCAGAAGGCCUACAACUGAGACUUGAGAUGGGUAAAGAGCCUGCGCUAGUCCUCGCGAAGGCGGCGCUAGAGCUCAGUAACUAUGAGUGGAUACGGUCGAGUCAGGAGGGUUCAAUGGCUACAACGGGUAGAGGAGAGAUGAGCUUUGAUAAGGUCUCCACGGCUCCUCGAAGUCCAGGAGCCGCUAUGGUGGUACCUCUGUCAAAUUCAACGUAUCAAUCACUGUCUAAUCACACGCGGCGGCGUGCUCCACUCUCACGACUUCUGCCUGGGUCGCUUUCUUCGAGUAACGUCCAAAAUUCUAGCACGGGAUUUCCAAACCCGCAGUACGACCUUCCUCUAAAUCCAACAGCGUUUCUCAAUGACUCAUUCCAACCUGAUUAUCUUUACAACGAUACAUUUUCGCAUCCAGCUCCGCUCAUGGACCCAAAUGCUAGCGACACACCAUCGCAGCAGUCCAAUUCUGCUUGUUCCACGGAAUGGCCGUCUAUGGUUACAAGCCAGCCACUUAAUAACAACACUCGAAUCCAAGGUCACCUGAUCGAAAGUGGAGCCUCACUAGUUGCUCAAAUGUCUUCCUCUCGGUAUGGACAAUCAGUGACUAUAGACAGGCAAGGGCCAAUUUCAGAUUCUCGAAACGAUAUAAAUAGUGCCAAUACUGUUAGAUUACCUACCUCGAAUUUUUUUCAUGGCUGGACGCCACAGCUUUCGAAUCAUGAACAUGGCUUCAACUUUCGCAAAAAGCCUCUUCCACCAGUACCUCUUUCAGACCAACGCGGAAACGCAAGUCGAGCUGCUGAACGUAGGCCGUCCACUCCGAUGGAUCUCGGUACUGGCUAA